GGAAUAUCUUUGAAAAUUUUGCAGACUGACUUAUCCGGCAUGUAGUGCUUUGGGAAUUUUGUUUAUGUUGUUUGUUAACUAAAUUUUAGAAGUUUGUCAUUAAGAAUAAAUACGAUCAGUUUGUAGCUUUGUUUUUAUUAGAGUUCCCUUUCAACGCCAACCAUGUCAAAAAAGAAGAUGGGGUCGAAUAUUGCCGACCUAGUUGGUGAAGAAGUACGAAUAGCUGUUAAUUUGAGAUUGAAGAAAUUCUUGAAAUCCGAAGAUUGCAAAGAAUUUGAAUUUCCAUCAUCAUUAACACGUAUUGAAAGGGCAUACAUACAUAUGCUUGCAAGGGACAUAGGUCUUCGAUCCAAGAGCAGAGGGAAAGGUGCAAACCGGUAUCUGACAGUGUACAAAAGGGAAGGCUCCAGCAUAGUCCAGGCUGAUGCUGUUUUUCAGUUAGGAAGAGCCUCUCGACAGCAUAUCUUCAUGGUGUUGCACAAAUAUCCUCUCACUAACAAGGAAAGGCAUGAGUUGCUGCCACUGACAGAGAGAGAUCGCUUGACAACUGAAGUGAAGGAUGUCAACAAAACAAUGGGUCGGCUCAACAAUGCCAUACCACAAGUACCUCCAUAUUCCGUCAACCAAGAAUUGCUGCCUUAUAGGAAGCAGCUCCCAAUAUGGAACAUGAGGGAGGAAAUUUUGCAAGUUGUGAAUAAUAAUCAGGUUGUUAUAAUUGCAGGAGAAACUGGCUCUGGAAAGACCACACAGGUUCCACAGUUCAUUCUAGAAAAUGGACAUCUGACAGGAAAAGCAUGUCGCAUUAUAUGCACACAGCCACGUCGAUUGUCUGUAGUGUCAGUUGCUGAGAGAGUGGCUGCAGAGCGUGAUGAGAAGAUUGGGGAGGCUAUUGGAUAUCAGAUUCGCCUAGAAAGCAGAUUGGGACCAAAAACUGUGUUGACAUAUUGUACUGAUGGUGUGUUGUUGCGCACAUUGAUGGGCACGGAUUCAACGCUAGCCACAGUAACACACAUUUUAGUUGAUGAGGUCCAUGAACGGAGCCGCUUCACAGACUUUCUGCUCAUUGUUCUUCGUGAUGCUCUGUGCAAGUUUCGCUCUCUUCGUCUUAUACUUAUGUCAGCCACCCUCGAUACACAAAUAUUCACCAAAUACUUCAACAAUUGCCCAAUUGUUACAGUGCCUGGCCGCUUGUAUGAAGUAAAAGAGUAUUAUCUGGAGCAUAUACUAAAACAGACAAAAUACAUGACUAAAAAAAUGAUGCAAAGUAAGAAAGAGCUUGAGAAAAAAAAGGACCAGAGUAUGAAGUUGGAAAAAUGGACAAAAUCUGCUAUGGAUCCUACACUGAAGGAACAAAUUAAUAAGAGUGAGAGGAGAGCCAUUCUUGCUCCAAUCCUUGGACAACAGACAGAGCCACUCCCAGAAAAGACUGAAUUAGAAAAAUGGUUAAUCGAAGAGAUGGAUCGCUGUAUUUUGGAAGCUUGGCUGUAUGGCACAGAGGAUUCAUUCACACAGCUUCUCCACUUAAUGCUAUCUGAAAACGUCUCAGUAGAUUAUCAGCAUUCUGAAACAGGAGUGAGUCCACUGAUGGUGGCUGCAGGUCGUGGUUGUCUUAAUACAGCAGAACAGUUGCUCAGCCUUGGAGCGAAUGUUUGCUUGCGCUCAUCUAAUGAUUGGACAGCUUUAGAUUGGGCACACAAUCUUAACCAGCCAGCAAUGGUCGAAUUGCUGGAGGCUUACAUGAAUGCAGAAAUGGUUGUUGCCGAACCUUUGCCUGGAUUGACAGAAGUAGUGAGUGAAGAAGAUAGAAAACUGCUGGAGAUCUAUCACCAUAGCUUCAAUGAUGAAAAUAUUGAUAUGGAUCUUCUGAUGAAACUGCUUAUUGACAUACAUUCAUCAGGAACUAAGGGUGCCAUUCUCAUUUUUCUUGCUGGGUAUGAUGAUAUAGUUUGCCUCCGAGAGAAGAUAAAUUUUGAAGAAAAACAUCUCAAUGAAGCUGGCAAAUAUAAUCUUUACACUCUCCACUCAAAUAUGCAGACAAGUGACCAGAAGCGUGUAUUCAGGCCAUCUCCACCCGGUGUUAGGAAGAUCAUUCUAUCUACUAAUAUUGCUGAGACCAGUAUUACGAUAGAUGAUGUGGUAUUUGUUAUUGAUUCAGGGAAAGUUAAAGAGAAAUCAUUUGAUGCACUUUCCGGAGUAUGCUUAUUGCGACCUAUGUGGAUAUCAAAGUCAUGUGCAAAGCAGCGUGCUGGUCGAGCUGGACGAACACAGCCUGGAGUGUGUUACCAUCUUUUUUCUAGUGAGAGGUAUCAAAGACUGCAAGCUUAUCAAACACCAGAGAUCCUAAGAAUGCCAUUGCAGGAACUGUGUCUACAUACAAAGCUGUUGGCACCUGCCAAUACACCAAUUGCAGACUUCCUUGCUCGUGCACUUGAACCUCCUUCAUUUGUUGUCACAAGAAAUGCUGUCCAACUUCUUAAGACGAUUGAUGCACUAGAUGCUUGGGAGGAUCUUACAGAAUUAGGGCAUCAUCUCCUUGACAUUCCAGUAGAUCCUCGCCUGGGAAAAAUGUUGCUCUACUCUGUUGUGCUUAAGUGUCUAGAUCCAGUUCUUACUAUUGUCUGCUGCCUGGCACACAGGGAUCCAUUUGUUCUCCCUACACAGCCUUCAAUGAAACGUGCUGCAUCUGCAGCAAGAAAAAAAUUUGCCGCUGGAACAUAUAGUGACCACAUGGCACUUCUUCGAGCUUUCCAGGCAUGGCAGCAUGCAAGAGCAAAUGGCUGGGAAAAGUCAUUUUGUGAGAAACAUUUUGUGUCAGCUGCAACUAUGGAAAUGGUGGUUGGUUUGCGAACACAGUUGUUAGGCCAGUUAAGAGCUUCUGGCUUUGUGCGUGCACGUGGAGGUGGAGACAUUCGUGACCUGAACUCCAACUCGGAGAACUGGGCAGUGGUGAAGGCAGCUCUGUGUGCUGGUGUAUAUCCAAAUUUAAUUCGUGUUGACAGAGAACAUACACAGAUGCGGACACAGAAGGAGUUCUGUGUGAUGUUUCAUCCAUCAUCAGUGUUACGUGAAUGUCCGAAGAGCCCAAGAACAUCUGUAGCAGCUUCACAUACAGCAACAGUGGAGGCACUUCCAUCAGAUUGGCUUUUGUAUGAAGAAAUAAGUCGUACAGGCAGAUACUGUCAUGUUCGCUGUUGCACACUUGUGACACCUGUAACUGUUGUAUUGUUUGCUGGACCUGCUCGUAUGCCACUUGAUGCCAUAUCUGAAGUUGAAGGAGCAGUGAGGGGAGAUGCAGUAUUGGGAGGUGCAGCUGAUAGUGACAGUGAAGCAGAAGACAGGCCAGAAGGCCAGAAUACAACUUUGAAAUUAGAUGACUGGGUAGUAUUCCGUAUUGAUGCAGAAACUGCUCAUCUUGCUCUUCAACUCAGACAGAAAUGGCAUUCUCUUUUCUUGCGUCGAAUGCGAGCACCAGCCAAGCCAUGGUCACAGGUUGAUGAAUUUGUCGUGAAGACCGUUGUUGGGGUGCUGACAGCAGAGGAAGCUGCACUUGGCCUGCAGCAACCAAAUGGAAUCGGGCAAAGGCCAAGGCCAGUCAGCAACGAUUUCUGUCUCUCAGGAGAGCGCUUGGACUCAUUGAGUGCUAAACAUGUGGGAAGUGGCAGUGCUUCACCGACUCCUUCACACGGUAGUGGAGGAGCAGGGAACAGUGUUGGUGCAUGCAACAGUGGAAGCACAGAGCCAACAUUGCUUAUACCUUUAACGAAAACACAUAUUUCGUCUGCUUCGCAUGAUGAACCUACAGGUGACACACGAUAUUUCAUCAUUAAAGCUGGCAGUCUGAAGACUGUUGAUGCUUCCAUCAGCCGCGGUGCAUGGGCUUUUACGCCAGCCACUGAGCGGAAAGUUACACGCAUACUAAAGGAGGGCAAGCGUGUCAUUCUGGUGUUCAGCGUCCAGGGGAGUGGUCAUUUUCAAGGGUAUGCACGAUUGUUGGGUACAAGACCUGUUGAUCCACCUCGAACAGGAGCCCCUGCAGAUCCCUCUGGUGACUGUCAGCCACUACCAGAGAUUCAUGAACUUGGUGGCCCCAAUAUGGGGCAGCCAUUGCCUGUUGAAUGGCUGAAGAGAGCUAAUGUGCCAUUCCAGGCAACCAGGCACCUGCUCAACCCUUUCAAUGAAAACCGGCGGGUGCAGACUAGUCGUGAUGGACAGGAGAUAGAACCCACAGUUGGGGAAGAACUCUGUAACCUUUGGGACCGAAUACCGCCAUUCAUCCAUAAGUCAAUGCUUUCAGCUCGCCAGCAACUCCCUCAUCAGCAACAAGGACAGCAUCAACAACCACAUCAUCAGCAGCAACAGCAUCAGCAGCAGCAGCAACAACAACAACAACAACAACAACAACAGCAGCAGCAGUUACAACAAGGAUCUAGUUCUACAAUUCUUGGCAAAAGUUUCCAUCAUGGUCGUCCCAUCCGUGGAAAUUUUUCUUAUGGUGGAUAUAGUCGUGGAACAGGCUUCCAUUAUUACAGUCCUCGAGGGGGACACCAUAACAAAUGAAAGACUGUAAUGCCAUUUUAUUUUAUUUAUUUUUUUUUUUUUUUCAAAGUCAGGCAAGUAUAAUAUAUAGUUUAAAAUGGACACAGAUGUUCUUGAUUCUUUUAUGUCACUGCUGGUGCUCUGUAGUAAAGCGAAGUGGGUGUCAUCAGCAUUUACCAUAACUUUGCAUUGCAGGCAGAGUUGAUAGUGUUCUUGGAUGUUUGUAAUGAGAUGAUAAUUCUGUGUCUCUCUUUCUUCGUGCCUUAUGAAGUGUGGUGUUGUCAAUAUGCGACAUAAAACCUAUUGUUAGAUGAAACAAUCUUUGAUGUGUUCCUAUAUUCCCCAUCUGUGUUUUUAGUCGUGUGAUGCUUCUCUUCAUUUUGCUUUGCAUUAUUUCUGUUGCUAAAGUGACUUUUUAUUUGAAAUUUGUUGUUCAUUUUAUACAAAGGAGCAAAUUGAACAAACAAGUCAUCUGCACUUAGGUUUUUGGCAAUAUUAACCUAAUCCCACGACUGCUCAUUUUACUCGAAAGUGAUUUAUUUUAUGUUCAUCUUCACUGUAUCAGUUUGCUUUUUAUUUAUUUGCAUUUGUAAAAUAGCGUUAUUCAUUGUGGUUUUAAAGCAAAAUGUAGAGGAAAAGCUUUCCUUUAUUGUUGGGAACAUUUAUUUUUUCUUUUUUAGUGCCAAGUGCUGCCUAAACAGUCAUGACUGAUAGCCAGUUUGUUUUAUUUUGUGUAUUAAUGGCUACUAUUUACAUUCAAUGUAAAGAUAUUAAAAUACCCCACAUAACAAAAACAUGAAUUUUAAUGCAGGAAGAUUUUGAUCAAGAUCUUUAUAAUACAGGGUAUCCUGUUAACAUUACAUACUGAUCAUUUUUGUGCACAGUUAAUGAUUAUAGGGUGAUCGUUUGUAGUUACGUAAAUAUUACUAUUCCAUUAUAACAUAUGAUACUUGUGACUUAAAACAGGUAUUUCCUUGGACAAGAUUUUUAUGUUGCUGUGCCAGUGAGGGACUGUAUAAUUAAUGUAAUUUGUUAUUAAUACCAAAGGCCACAGUUUUUAAAUAGUUCGCAUUGUUUCUUUCCCAAAUAAUUCUUACACUUCCCUGUCCAUGCAAGACUAAACUGAGUGAGAUUUUACAAUCUGAUUUUAAGACGUUGAAUGAAAGUGUCUGUAAAUGUAGAAUAUUCAUGACAUUAUCAUUUGCUUACUGUUUCAGUCAAAUAUACUAAUGGUUGAAGUAAAAUCAUAAGUGAAGAACAUAAAAAAAAUAAUUACUCUCAAAUCUGGAAAGAAUCACAACUGCCAUUUCAGAACAGAAAUAAGAGUUAUUUAAUAUUACAGUUUGAGAUGUUUGUAUGUGUGUUUUGUUAGACAGAGGUGGAAACAAUUUAACCAGCAGAUUCAGGGCAUGAGUUACAACACUGUUCCAACUCUAACUUAUUCUUGACUAAAAUGUUGGUUUCAUCAUUGUCUGGGUGAACAAUUCAGAUGUAAAGAUGUGAAUCAGUAUUCCACUUACAAACAAAUUGUCAUUAUUUUUGACCUCUGUUUCUGGAGGAUGUGAGUGGCAUAUGACAUAAAAUCCAUGUGUAGUAGGAACAUUUAUCCAUACAGUAACUGUUUGUCAUUUGCACCAUCAUUGUAAACUGAUAUAAUCUAAUCUGAAUAGUUUCCAUGCCUCAUUUAACUCAUAUUCUCAUACAUAUAACACUCACAGCUUGAUGAAAAUUUACAAUCCAAAUUUUACUUCUGUUAUCAGAUAAGACGCAUGUGUUCUAUCCUGAUUUUUAAUGGAACAUGCAAACUACAAGAUUUGAAACUACAGUUUGGUGUCAGGAAAACUGUGACUUUUUGCAUGAGUGUGUUGCAAAUAAUGCAAUGUUAAGGAAGUGACAGAGAGGAAGCUCUUAAGAUGUGUUUUAUUUAUGUAAAACACAGUUAAAUGGUACAAAUAUGCAGUAUUAUUAUUGUUAUAUCAUUUAUUUUGAGGUAUGACCUCCGUUCUUCCUUAGGUAGUGAUACUGAUAACCCUUUUGAAAUGCAAUAACAAUGGUAAUAUUAAUGAAGUUGUUAUCUACUAAAUGUUGAUCUUAAUUACUCUAAUAUUAUUUCAAGUCACUACAUGUGAUUUAAUAUGAUUUGUUUACUUUCACAUUCAUCAUUGCAUUGUAUUGGAAAUAUUCACCUAACAUGAAAUAAAAAUUUUAUUACCUCUGUUGUCUUUAUUUGAUGUUUGGAAUUUGUUUUACAUUGCAGUAAUUCAUUUUAUUUGAGAUUAUAAAUACGUGGAAAUUUGUAUUUUACAGAUUUUUUAAUAAAUAUAAUCAAAGAGCUGAAAUGAACUAGAAACACUUCCACAUAUUUGUUGCCUCCCCCAUCAGUUACCUAUCCUACUGCACCUGUAGAACAUUUUGAUUGAUUUCAGCAGGUUUGUAGCACUGUUAUAGUUACAUAAUUCUAGUGUUAUUAGAUGAAAAAGUGUUGAAUUAGGUACUUCAUUGAAAGGUAAGGAAGUGGUGGCUUUGUGUGGAGUCUUAUGUAAGGAUGUGGACUGUCUUCCUGUUGAGAAGUGCAAGUUUUAGACACAUCUAUCUAACAUACUAGAAAUUUAUCAAUUAGUGAUAUAUAUGCUAUAACAUAAGUGAAUGACUUCGUAAAAAGAGUGGAAAUUUUAGGAGAGUGUACUGCCAGCCACAAAUGGUCUGUGGGGCAUUUAUAAAGUACUUACUCCAUUUUUAUUUAAUUGUUUUUAUCGCCCUUGAAGAUACUGUACUGACCUCACUGCUUGCCUCUAGUAACAGUGUUGUAUCUUUUUUUCAUCUAAUUAUCUUUCACCCAAGCUGCUGCAAGAUCUCUCAGGGUUUCACCACCUUUCAUUUCUAGGUUGACUCAAGGAGACAUGUUCUCUUGGACCUUCCCAUUGUCAUUGAUUUGGCUCAAAGAUUUUAAAAUGUGUGAGCUCUUCAUGCUCUGAUCUUCUGGGUGGUGUUCAGUUCUUAGUUUUUCCCCCUUCUCCAGCACCAGUAUCUUACAGUGAACCAAAGAUGUUCAGAAUGAUUUUCUACUAUGAAAUUGAUGGAUUUUGGUCAUAUGUAUUUGUGGUCUCAACUCCAUAUUGCACACUGGAGUUAACUAUUGUGUUAUAAACUUUAAUUUUAUUGUAUGCAGUUAGUGCAUGACAUAGGAAUCAUUUCAUGAUUUUGAGUGCAUUAAUAAUUAUUUGUUUUAUUUUAAGCUUCAAGUUGUUGAAGCAGAUGCACAAGUAUCUAAAGCUUGCUACACAUCAGUGUGCCCUGUAGGAUUCUGUAGCAUUUAUCAGAAAAUCAUACUCACUUCCGUCCACUGAACAUUGAUUUUCAUGCCAGGUUUUGUGAUGUAUACAUUAGAUUUCUAAUUGU
Schistocerca gregaria is the source of this 7935-nucleotide messenger RNA. RefSeq names its product 3'-5' RNA helicase YTHDC2-like. Gene Ontology annotation, molecular function: RNA binding; ATP binding; protein binding. The transcript has 24 exons. Gene Ontology annotation, cellular component: intracellular anatomical structure. The record is from RefSeq and is a predicted model, not a curated record. Lineage: Eukaryota; Metazoa; Arthropoda; Insecta; Orthoptera; Acrididae. Bases 163 to 4557 code for a protein of 1464 amino acids.